Messenger RNA from Saimiri boliviensis boliviensis (Bolivian squirrel monkey), 2495 nucleotides. It is a transcript of the gene NOL9, whose product is annotated as nucleolar protein 9. Gene Ontology annotation, cellular component: nucleus. Gene Ontology annotation, molecular function: polynucleotide 5'-hydroxyl-kinase activity. The record is from RefSeq and is a predicted model, not a curated record. Gene Ontology annotation, biological process: cleavage in ITS2 between 5.8S rRNA and LSU-rRNA of tricistronic rRNA transcript (SSU-rRNA, 5.8S rRNA, LSU-rRNA). NCBI's taxonomy places the organism in Eukaryota, Metazoa, Chordata, Mammalia, Primates, Cebidae.
GGCUCCGAGGCUGCUCCUUUCGGCAGCUAGGCGGGCCGCAGGGCGGAGCGACGGGAUCUUGCGAGAUUCUCGCGCGGUGGGUGCUGAGGGUCCAGCAUGGCGGACUCGGGGCGGCUGUUCAAGCGGGGUUCCUGCCGCGCCUCUUGGCUGCGGGCCCGAAAGGCCCGGCCCCAGCUCAUCCUAAGCCGCCGACCCCGCCGCCGGCUGUGGACCCUGCGUUGGUGCAGUCGGCGGCGCCUACGGAGGCGACUCCUGCAAGCCCAGGCUGCCGGCGUGGACUGGAGGGAGGGAGUCCGCCAGGUGUCCCGCGUGGCGGCGGCCCGGAGACCCAAGACCGCGAUCCCCAGCCCGAUCCCUAGCCCGACCCCGGCCUCCGAACCCGAAUUCGAAUUCGAACCCGCCUCCGGUUGUCCCCGGCUUCUCCCCAUCCCGCCGGCGCGGGCAGUGGGGCCUGGCCGCGCGUUGCUGCUGCUGCCCGUCGAACAGGGUUUUACUUUUAGUGGCAUCUGUCGUGUGACUUGCCUCUAUGGCCAGGUGCAGGUGUUCGGUUUUACCAUCAGCCAAGGCCAGCCUGCCCAAGAUAUCUUCUCUGUGUAUACCCACUCUUGCCUGACUAUCAAUGCGCUUCAUUACUCGAUGCCUGAGAAAAGCAAGAAGGAACUCAAAAGGGAAGCCCGGAUGUUACUCAAAUCUCAUCUUAACCUGGAUGACAGGCGUUGGUCGAUGCAGAAUUUUUCUCCUCUGUGUUCCAUUGUGUUGCUGGAACAUCUGAAAACUACCACUGUGGACUUCAUAAGCAGCUAUCCAGGUGCAUCCUACGUUUUUGUGCAAGAGGGUCCAUCUCCCCAGAUGAAUCCUGAACAUUUAGCCUUGAGGUCUGUUGGCAUCAGAAAAGAGAAAAAAAGGAAAGGCCUUCAGUUAACGGAGAGUACCCUGUCAGCCCUGGAAGAGGUAGUCAGUGUUUCCUGUGAAGAAGUAGAUGGCUGCCCCGUCAUUCUGGUUUGUGGAUCCCAGGAUGUCGGAAAGUCAACAUUUAAUAGAUACCUGAUUAACCAGUUGUUAAAUAGUCUUCCCUGCGUUGACUAUUUGGAAUGUGAUCUGGGACAGACAGAAUUUACCCCUCCUGGUUGCAUUUCUUUACUUAAUAUUACAGAACCAGUUCUGGGACCACCUUUCACUCACCUGAGGACACCACAGAAGAUGGUAUAUUAUGGGAAACCUUCUUGUAAAAACAACUAUGAGAAUUAUAUUGAUGUAAUAAAAUAUGUGUUCAGCGCUUACAAGAGAGAGUCCCCUCUCAUCAUCAACACUAUGGGAUGGGUUUCAGACCAGGGGCUCCUGCUCCUCAUUGAUCUGAUCCGACUGCUGUCUCCCAGCCACGUGGUUCAGUUCCGCUCUGACCACAGUAAAUGUAUGCCAGACCUUACCCCGCAGUAUGUAGAUGACAUGGAUGGCUUGUACACAAAAAGCAAGACCAAGAUGAGAAAUCGAGGUUUCAGACUUGUGGAAUUUGCAGACGCUUUGGAAUUUGCUGAUGAAGAAAAAGAGAUUCCAGUUGAGUUCACUGGACAUAAACUGAUACCUGUGUAUACAGAUUUUGCAUUCAGAAUAACCCCAAGAAAUAGAGAAUUACAUAACAAAAUUCUUCGAGAGCUGUCUGUCUUGAGUUACCUUAGCCAGCUGCAGCCCCCGAUGCCAAAACCACUUACUCCUUUACAUAGCCUGACACCCUAUCAGGUCCCUUUUAAUGCAGUUGCACUCCGGAUUACCCACUCUGAUGUCGCCCCUACCCAUAUACUGUAUGCUGUGAAUGCCAGCUGGGUUGGUCUUUGCAAGAUCCAGGAUGACGUCAGAGGAUACACGAAUGGGCCCAUCCUGCUUGCCCAGACUCCAAUCUGUGACUGCUUGGGGUUUGGCAUCUGUAGAGGCAUUGACAUGGAGAAGCGGCUGUACCACAUCCUCACCCCUGUGCCCCCAGAAGAGCUAAAGACUGUGAAUUGUCUGCUCGUUGGUGCUAUCGCCAUUCCACACUGUGUCCUGAAGUGCCAGCGUGGGGUCGAAGGGAUAGUACCUUAUGUCACAACGGAUUACAAUUUUAAACUUCCUGGAGCAUCAGAGAAAAUUGGAGCCAGAGAACCUGAGGAGGCACAUAAAGAGAAACCAUACCGAAGACCCAAGUUCUACCGAAAAAUGAAGUGAUGCUCGUGUUUUUGCUAAGGGAAGAAACGUUCCUACCAGAAAGCCUUGUCUCAGGCCUGACCACAAGAGGCAUGAUGGAGUUUCAUGGCCAUGAAUGGCAUCCGUAUUAGCAACAGUGUUUUCUGUGUAAUUCGUGAAUGUCGUAUGGUAGUCUUAAGUUUCUCUUUUAAAGCUGCAUGAGCUAGAAUUUGCUCUGGUCUUCUGUGAGCUACUCAUACUUGUCUGGUGUGCUUUCCAGAGGGAGUAAAAUGGCAGGAAACCGUUUAUGUGCCAUUAAAACAGAGAUUCCUCAGAAA